AUGGAGGCGCUCAGGCCGGGAUUUCUGGGUCCCUGUCUCUUUGGCGGGAUCUUUCCUUUACCAAACCCCCGACUCCUAACGUUUACGGCCAACGAGCACGCGACACAAUUCCCCGAACUGAACGGGCCGAGACCCCGGCAUACUCGGAAACCCCCUUCAUUUCCAGACGCAUGGUACAGGAUGCCGGCAGCGAGGUGGGUGGGCACGCCCUCCAUCAAGGGACGGAAUGAAUCGACACGCAUGGCGCUGUUGACGCUCAGCUUGGUCGGAUUGCAGUUCACAUGGGGCACGGAGAUGACUUAUUGUACGCCGUAUCUGCUGCAGUUGGGAUUGACGAAAUCGAAGACUUCGCUGGUGUGGAUUGCUGGGCCUUUGUCUGGGCUGAUUAUUCAGCCGCUGAUUGGGGUGAUUGCUGAUCGGUCGCGAUCGAAAUGGGGGAGGAGGCGGCCGUUUAUGAUCUUUGGGUCUUUUGUUGUGGCUUUUUGUUUGUUGGUGCUUGGUUGGACGGCGGAGAUUGUUGGGUGGUUUGUGAAAGACCCGGAGAAGGCGAAGAAUGGCACGAUUGCACUCGCGGUGUUGAGUAUUUAUGCAGUGGAUUUCUCGAUCAAUGUCGUGCAAGCAUGCUGUCGCAGUUUGAUUGUGGAUACGCUACCGAUUCCCUCGCAGCAAGCCGGAUCCGCAUGGGCUGGAAGGAUGUGCGCCAUCGGACAGCUCUUUGCUUAUGUGGUGGGUGCCAUUGAUACGGUUAGUAUCUUUGGCACUAUCAUUGGAGACACCCAGUUCAAACAGAUGACUGUGAUCGCUGCCUUCUCAUUAGUGUUGGCGGUGGCCAUCACCUCAUACUCCGUGAAGGAGCGAGUUCUCAUCACAGCGAGGGACGAUGGCGGUGCUGGUGCUAUUCAAGUCUUGUCUCAGCUGUUCAAAACGACUUUCGAGCUGCCACCUCGAAUCCAGGCUAUUUGCUGGGCUCAAUUUUGGGCCUGGAUUGGCUGGUUCCCUUUCUUGUUCUACAGUACAACCUGGGUUGGUGAGACCUACUUCCGCUAUGAGGUUCCCAAAGACGACAUGGCCAAAGCGACAGACAUGCUGGGCGAGGUUGGUCGUGUGGGAAGUCUGUCAUUGACCGUAUUCUCCUCCAUCACCUUCCUCAGCUCCGUACUCCUACCAUUUUGUAUCCAACCGCCGGAUUCCAAGCGGACCAAGUUCACCCCACGUCCUCCCCCUGGCGUGGCAGCUGUUCUUAAAGCCGUCACCUCCAUCCGCCCAGAUCUCCAAACCGCCUGGUUCAUUUCCCAGAUCAUGUUUGCCGCCACGAUGAUCUUCGCGCCCCUGGCCCACUCCCGCGCCUUUGCAACCUUCCUCGUUGCCGUCUGCGGUAUCCCCUGGGCCAUCAGUGGCUGGGCCCCAUUCGCCUUCAUGGGGGUCGAAAUCAACAAGCUGACCACAGGCGGCUAUUCGCCUGUGGUCCCCGCUUCCCGAUCCGGCGUCACCAUGAUCACCUCGGCGAGUCUGCGCAACAACGCCGACACCGAACUGGAUGUCCUCCGGCUCAACCACCACGACUCUUUCGACAGUGACACCGACGAGGAAGAUCCCUCCUCCAACAUUCCGUCCACGGGCGAGUUGGCUGGUAUAUAUCUCGGUGUGCUGAAUGUUUACACGACCCUCCCACAAUUCGUGGGCACCUUCAUCAGCUGGAUUGUCUUCAGCCUCCUUGAACCGGGCGAGCCAGCAGAUAAAAAUAAAGACGCGCCAUGGAUGAACCUCGACAAGGAUCGACCCAAUGCCAUUGCCGUUUGUCUUUUCAUUGGGGCCAUUAGUGCCCUCGUUGCGGCCGAAGCUACCCGUCGCUUGCGAUAUGUUCUAUGA
Messenger RNA from Penicillium salamii, 1869 nucleotides. The record is from the annotation of a GenBank genome assembly. Lineage: Eukaryota; Fungi; Ascomycota; Eurotiomycetes; Eurotiales; Aspergillaceae.